Messenger RNA from Polypterus senegalus (gray bichir), 2695 nucleotides. RefSeq names its product coatomer subunit beta'-like. NCBI's taxonomy places the organism in Eukaryota, Metazoa, Chordata, Cladistia, Polypteriformes, Polypteridae. Gene Ontology annotation, biological process: intracellular protein transport; retrograde vesicle-mediated transport, Golgi to endoplasmic reticulum; endoplasmic reticulum to Golgi vesicle-mediated transport. Gene Ontology annotation, molecular function: protein binding; structural molecule activity. The record is from RefSeq and is a predicted model, not a curated record. Gene Ontology annotation, cellular component: COPI vesicle coat.
CGAACAGCCCAUCACUAUCUCACGAUAUUAUACUUAUCUCGCGGGGCUAGUGGGUCCGGAAGUUACGCGUCAGUACGUUUAUCGCUGUGGUUCUAGCUGAGCAGUUUUUACGAAAUCCGAAUGGGUUUCAGACUUGAUAUUAAACAGAAGUUAAUAGCUCGGUCUGACCGAGUGAAGAGUGUCGACCUACAUCCAACAGAACCAUGGAUGUUAGCCAGUCUCUAUAAUGGCAGUGUGUGCGUGUGGAACCAUGAAACUCAGACACUUGUGAAGACCUUUCAGGUGUGUGACUUGCCUGUCAGAGCUUCGAAGUUUGUUGCUAGAAAGAACUGGGUCAUUACUGGAGCAGAUAAUAUGCAAAUUUGUGUAUUCAAUUACUACACUUUGGAGAGAGUACAUAUGUUUGAAGCACAUUCAGAUUAUAUCCGGUGUAUAGCUGUGCAUCCUAUACAACCCUACAUUCUGUCUAGCAGUGAUGAUAUGCUAAUCAAACUUUGGGACUGGGAGAAGAAAUGGUGUUGCAGUCAGGCUUUUGAGGGACACACUCAUUAUGUUAUGCAGAUUGUUAUUAAUCCCAAGGAUAACAACCAGUUCGCUAGUGCAUCCCUGGAUAGAACUAUUAAGGUUUGGCAGCUUGGCUCCUCCUCUCCAAAUUUUACACUAGCAGGUCAUGAAAAAGGUGUCAACUUCAUCGAUUACUAUAGUGGUGUAGACAAGCCAUAUCUUAUUUCUGGAGCAGAUGACCGUCUUGUAAAAAUUUGGGAUUAUCAGAACAAGACAUGUGUACAAACUCUGGAAGGUCAUUUUCAGAGUGUGUCUUUUGUUAGCUUCCAUCCUGGACUCCCUAUCAUCAUCACUGGUUCGGAAGAUGGCACUGUUCGUAUCUGGCAUUCAGGCACUUAUCGGCUGGAAAGCACACUGGACUAUGGUAUGGAGAGAGUUUGGUGUGUGGCUAGCAUGCGUGGCUCCAGCAAUGUAGCCCUAGGGUUUGAUGAAGGCAACAUUAUUAUCAAGAUUGGACAUGAGGAGCCAGCAAUGUCUAUGGAUGCCAGUGGAAGAAUAAUUUGGGCCAAACACUCAAAGAUCCAGCAAGCUAAUUUAAAAGCUAUGGGUGAUGCUGAAAUUAAAGAUGGAGAACAACUGCCUUUAGCUGUAAAAGAUAUGGGAAUCUGUGAAAUAUAUCCACAGAAAAUUCAACAUAAUUCCAAUGGCAGAUUUGUUGUUGUCUGCGGAGAUGGGGAAUACAUAAUCUACACUGCUAUGGUAUUACGAAACAAAAGCUUUGGCUCUGCACAAGAAUUUGUGUGGGCACAUGAAUCAUCAGAGUUUGCAGUAAGAGAAAGCAACAGUGUAGUGAGAAUCUUUAAAAAUUUCAAGGAAAAGAAAUCCUUUAAACCUGAUAUUGAUGCCAAGGGUAUUCAUGGUGGAUUUCUUUUGGGAGUGCAAUCUGUUAAUUGUUUGGCAUUUUAUGGCUGGGACAAUACAGAGUUAAUUCAACAAAUUGAAAUCCAGCCUAAGCAUAUUUUUUGGUCAGACUCUGGAGAAUUUGUCUGCAUUGCUACAGAAGAAUCAUUUUUUAUUUUAAAAUACUUGGCAGACAAGGUGGCUUCAGCUCAAGAAUCAAAUGAGGGAGUUACAGAAGAUGGCAUUGAAGAUGCUUUUGAGGUUCAGGGUGAAAUUCAGGAAAUUGUUAUGACAGGUUUAUGGGUUGGUGACUGCUUCAUCUAUACUAGUUCUGUGAAAAGGCUGAAUUAUUAUGUUGGUGGAGAAAUUGUGACAAUUGCUCAUUUGGACAGGACUAUGUAUCUUUUGGGAUAUAUUCCUAAAGAUAACCGGCUGUACCUGGGAGAUAAGGAAUUGAAUAUUGUCAGCUAUUCCCUGCUAGUCUCUGUACUGGAGUACCAGACUGCAGUGAUGCGGAGGAACUUUAGUAUGGCUGAGAAGGUCCUUCCAACUAUUCCAAAGGAACAGAGGACCAGAGUUGCUUAUUUCUUGGAAAAGCAGGGUUUUAAGCAACAAGCAAUGGCUGUAUCAUCAGAUCCAGAGCAUCAGUUUGACCUUGCGCUGCAACUUGGGGAGCUAAAGAUUGCACAUCAGCUUGCAGUAGAAGCAAAGUCUGAACAGAAAUGGAAACGGGUAGCUGAGUUGGCUGUCAAUAAAUGCCAGUUUGGGCUUGCCCAAGAAUGCCUUCAUCAUGCCCAGGAUUAUGGUGGAAUUUUACUCCUGGCAACUGCUUCUGGCAAUACUGUAAUGGUCAACAGACUCGCAGAAGAAGCAGAAAAAGAUGACAAGAACAAUGUUGCAUUCCUCUCCUACUUCUUGCAGGGAAAACUUGACAAAUGUUUAGAACUUCUUCUUAAAACAGGACGUCUUCCCGAAGCUGCUUUCUUGGCACGUUCUUAUCUGCCAAGUCAAGUAUCAAGGGUUGUUGAACUUUCAAGCAUCUCUAAAGUGAACCCAAAUGUCGCAGAAUCCUUCUAAGAUCCAGAAAACUUUUUCCAGAAUUAUAUAUUUAUUCCUAAACAAUUUAAUACACAUUCUUUAGAAGUUAUUUUCAGCUUUAAUUUGCUAAUCUUAAGCAUUACAAGGUGGCAGAUUGGUUAGACCUACAUCUGAAGGAGACUAAGUUUAAACAGUGGCCACCAUCUGCACUAUAUAAGAAGUUUGCAUAUUCUCCUUAUGUCUGUAUGAGUGU